Messenger RNA from Fundulus heteroclitus (mummichog), 1717 nucleotides. Its product is annotated as E3 ubiquitin-protein ligase TRIM21. The record is from RefSeq and is a predicted model, not a curated record. The coding region runs from base 113 to 1603 and encodes 496 amino acids. Gene Ontology annotation, molecular function: protein binding. Lineage: Eukaryota; Metazoa; Chordata; Actinopteri; Cyprinodontiformes; Fundulidae. The transcript has 3 exons.
GAAACCGUUAGGUUAGGCCUUCCAAGCGCAGGUCUAAGGCCAUUAUUCAAAGGAGACAGGAACAAUCUGUUCGUACCGACGGGGAUGGUGUUCCAGAGCUGAGUGAGACAACAUGGAAAAACUUUCUGUGGAGCUCUUGAACACUCUGAAGAACUUAAAAAAAGAUGAAUUUGAACAAUUUAAAUGGUUUUUGAAGCACGACAACAUCUUGGAAGGCCACAAAGGCAUCUCAGAAGAGAAGCUGGAGCGGGCAGAAAGAUGGCAGACAGUUGAUCUGAUGGUACACAGAUAUAAAGGCAACGGAGCUAAGAUGGUGGCAAUUAAUAUUUUACAUGAGAUUGGGAAGAACGACCUGGUGGACCGCUUAAAACAAUUCUGCAUAGAACAAAAAGAUCUCAACACUCGACAUCAACAUUUUGUGAGAGACGGCCUUGGAGAAAAGCAAGCUGAGCUGGAAAAACUCCGUGAGUUUGCCGUGGACGUAACUUUGGAUCCUGAUACAGCACAUCCUGACCUGGUCCUCUCCAGUGAUGGGAAACAGGUUUACGACACUGAUGUGACGAAAGAUCUCCCAAUGACCUCAAAGAGAUUUGAUAAAUGUGCCAGUGUGGUAGGAAAGGAGGAAUUCUCGUCAGGAAAGUUCUACUUUGAGGUUCAGGUUGAAGGGAAGACUGACUGGACUCUUGGAGUGGCCAAUGAGUCCAUCAACCGGAAAGGCAAAAUCAACCUGAGCCCUGAUAAAGGCUGCUGGACCAUAUGGUUAAGAGACAAGGUUUAUGAAGCACUGGCAGACCCUUCAGUCAUUCUCCCUCUGAAGUCCCGUCUUCAGAAGGUGGGAGUCUUUGUGGAUUAUGACAACGGACUGGUUUCAUUUUAUAAUGUAGAUACUGCAGACCUUAUCUACUCCUACAAAAAUUGCUGCUUCAAGAAGAAGCUCCUCCUGUAUGUCAAUACAAGUAGUAACUGCAAAGGUAAAAACUCUGCCCCAAUGAUUAUAACCCCUAUAGUUCACAAGAUAAACAAGGCAGAGCUGAGGAGCGUCAAGGAGUUUGCAGUCGAGGUGACGCUGGAUCCGGAUACAGCACAUCCUGAACUGAUCCUAUCUGCCGAUGGGAAACGGGUACAUCAUGGAGAUGUGAAAAACGAUGUCCAAGACAACCCAAAGAGAUUCAGUGACUGUGUCAAUAUUUUAGGGAAGCAAAGUUUCUUCAAUGAAAGAUUCUACUUCGAGGUCCAGGUUAAAGGGAAGACUGACUGGACUUUAGGAGUCGCCACAGAGUCGAUUGACAGGAAAGGAGAAAUCACACUACAACCUGAAAGUGGUUUCUGGACUAUUUAUCUAAGGAACGGGCAGGACUACGAGGCAUUUGAUAAACCCAUAGUGCGUUUACCAAUAAGGUCAAAUCCUGAGCGGGUAGGAGUGUUUGUUGAUUAUGAGGGAGGUCUGGUCUCUUUUUAUAACGUAGAUACUGCUGAUCUUCUCUACUCGUUUACUGGUUGCUGCUUCGCUGAGAGGCUUCUGCCAUUCUUUAGUCCCUGCACUAAUGUGGGAGGUACAAACUCUGCUCCCCUGAUUAUUUCUCCUGUCAGUCUCUUUGAUUAGAUGAAUCGUACUGUCAUUUGAGAGCGCUGAAGAACCGGAACUAGACCCCCUUAGAUCCUGAACAGGGUUGUGUGGUAAUGGACUAAUGGAUGUGUUGAUCAAUAAAUAAUGUUA